AUGCCUCAUGUGCGAGCACUUGCAGAUGAAGACCAUAGUUUGGAUCUCUUGCCACACGACAGCUUAACCACACUGAAAAAAUUCAAAACAACCUUGAAGAAGAUUCUCUGGGAAGGUAUGGGAAACUGCACAGAUUCCAUGUUUGCUGAUCAUGAAGGGAAAUCCAUCCUGGAGUUCAAACAGAGCAACUUAACUGUUUUGUCCGCAAUAGACGAAGAUUCUCUGGACAAAUGGUUUGAGCUGCAUUUCACCUCUGGUGUAGUAGUGAAAGGGCGAUUGUGCGAGGAUCAUGUUAUUGCUGCAUUUUACAAUAAUGCACGCAUAUACGGUUCGCUUGGAAAGGAAUUGUGUAUUGCCCUAGAUAUAGCAUUGGCUGCUGGGGGCUGCGAGGCGGUGGUGGAGGGGUUUUACAGUGUCAUCGGUGCUCAUAAAACGAAUGGAGGGCAAAGCAACAAUGUUUUGGUAAAGCGAGCUAUUGUGGACUGGAGCUUGCCUAACCCUCUUUCAUGCCCGAAAACCAAUGGAAGAGAUAGGUCGGCUCUACACUGA
Molecule: messenger RNA, 549 nt
Organism: Paramuricea clavata
Lineage: Eukaryota; Metazoa; Cnidaria; Anthozoa; Malacalcyonacea; Plexauridae
Source: the annotation of a GenBank genome assembly